UCCUAUGCAUAUGAUAUUACGAAAUAAUGAGUUCAAUGAAUUACUAUGAUAUACUUGGUUGUACUAAGGAAUCAACAAUUGAAGACAUAAAACAUGCAUAUCAUGCAUUAGCUUUAAAGUUUCAUCCAGAUAAAAAUAUGUCAGGGUUUGGUUGUACAAAGUUUCAGCAUAUUUUGAAAGCUUGGCAUGUUCUGAGUGAUCCUAAGUUGAAAAAAGAGUACGAUAUUAUACAGGAGCAAGAAGAGUUAAAUUCAGAAGAUGUCUUAAUAUAUGCAAAAAUAUCAGUUAAUGAGUUAGAAACAAUGGAUAACAAUGAAGACACAUUAAAGUAUCAAUGCAGAUGUGGAGGAUUAUACUGUAUUCAAAAAAAAUACGUACAAAAAAGAAACCAAACAAUACAUGUUUCUUGUUUGGAAUGUACUUUGCUUAUUGUUAUUGAAACAUAGUACAUUUAUAUAAAGAUUGGAAAUAGUAAAAUAUAAGGUGAAUAACACAAGACUUAAA
Eufriesea mexicana is the source of this 504-nucleotide messenger RNA. Its product is annotated as dnaJ homolog subfamily C member 24. The transcript has a single exon. Gene Ontology annotation, biological process: positive regulation of ATP-dependent activity. Gene Ontology annotation, molecular function: ferrous iron binding; ATPase activator activity. The record is from RefSeq and is a predicted model, not a curated record. NCBI's taxonomy places the organism in Eukaryota, Metazoa, Arthropoda, Insecta, Hymenoptera, Apidae. Bases 27 to 446 code for a protein of 139 amino acids.